AUGUUGUUUGCAACACGGAAGACAUCUAUUAUUUCUCGAAAUGAUACUCUAAAUCGCAAAACGACUAAGAAGAGGAAGAAGAAGAAGAAGACGUCGUCUGAUGCUACUAAUACUACUACGAAUGAUUUCCAUUCUGAAAACGCAAACGUGAACUCUUCCCGAACGUCCACGGCGAAACUCAUCGAAACCGUCGCGUCGAGCAUAUUAUCGUUCAACUUGAAAAAGCAAACCAGCGUGACUGUAUCGGUGAAUUCAGACGAUUUCGAAGCGUUGACGAGAGGAAAAGUGCGCAAAGUGCAAAUUAAAGGCACCGACUGGUCGAGCAAAAAGAAUUUAACGUGCAAGAGUCUCGAUAUUUCCGUGGGCGAAGUCGAAGUCGAUUACGGGAAGAUUGUCACGACUGGACGGAUAGAGAUAAAAAAACCCGGAGGACGAGGACGGGCAAAACUAUUCAUGAGUUUCGAGGACUUUCGGAACUUUUUGAAGCAUCCUUUAACGAACGAGGCGUUGAAUGAAGUGCGGAUGAGGUUCGAAGACGAAGCGCCGAAGCGAGACGAGGCGUCCGAAAGGCUCGUGUUGAAGGCGAUAUUUGACGAGGAACGAAACGCGGUGAGAACGUUUCAAAUGCAGCCGUUGGAGGACGAGCGCGUUGAUGUUUGCGACGUGAGUAGUGGUACGAGUAGUAGCAAUAGUAGUAGUAAUAGUAGUAGUAGUAGUAGCGAGCAAGCGGAGAGAGUGAAGCGAUUUUUCGAAACGCUCGAGCUCGAUUUGAUGGGCACGAAGUUGAGAUAUCAAAACAUGCGAGUUCUGGAAAACGGCGUCGCGUUGGACUUGUACGUUUUAGUCGAAAAGUUUCCACCUCCCGUGAUAGAUUUUUAG
Molecule: messenger RNA, 879 nt
Organism: Bathycoccus prasinos
Lineage: Eukaryota; Viridiplantae; Chlorophyta; Mamiellophyceae; Mamiellales; Bathycoccaceae
Exons: 1
Coding region: 1-879 (292 amino acids)
Source: RefSeq, a predicted model, not a curated record